This is a messenger RNA of Phyllostomus hastatus (greater spear-nosed bat), 5138 nucleotides long. It is a transcript of the gene KCNC2, whose product is annotated as potassium voltage-gated channel subfamily C member 2. The transcript has 5 exons. Gene Ontology annotation, biological process: protein homooligomerization; potassium ion transmembrane transport. Gene Ontology annotation, molecular function: delayed rectifier potassium channel activity; protein binding. Gene Ontology annotation, cellular component: neuronal cell body membrane; dendrite membrane; axon. The record is from RefSeq and is a predicted model, not a curated record. Bases 268 to 2193 code for a protein of 641 amino acids. NCBI's taxonomy places the organism in Eukaryota, Metazoa, Chordata, Mammalia, Chiroptera, Phyllostomidae.
GCUGGCGCUGGGCGAGCCAGCCUCUCGCGGAAUGAGGGCGGGGAGCGUGGCCGGCGGCCCCCUGGGGCUGUCUCCGCGACCCCAGCGCCCAGACGGGCGGCCCAACCACCGGAACCCGCAAAACACCAACAAGUAGUUUCCCGUUGGAGAAGGGCGGCUCGGCUGGGUGUUGGGACCAAGUCCCGCUGCCGGGAGAGGCUCGUCCACGCGGACACCAAAGCAGAACCACUUUUAUCUCGGUCUCGAAGUCAUGUCUGAGCCACAGAGAUGGGCAAGAUCGAGAACAACGAGAGGGUGAUCCUCAACGUCGGGGGCACCCGGCACGAGACCUACCGCAGCACCCUGAAGACCCUGCCCGGGACGCGCCUGGCCCUGCUCGCCGCCUCCGAGCCCCAGGGCGACUGCCUGACCACGGCGGCGGGCGACCGGCCGCAGUCGGCGCCCCCGCUGCCCUCUCCGUCGUCGCCGCGACCGCCCCCCCUGUCCCCGGGGCCCGGGCGCUGCUUCGAGGGCGGAGCGGGCAACUGCGGCUCCCACCGGGGCGGCGGCGGCGGGGACCACGCCGGGGGCGGCCGCGAGUUCUUCUUCGACCGGCACCCGGGCGUCUUCGCCUACGUGCUCAACUACUACCGCACCGGCAAGCUGCACUGCCCCGCCGACGUGUGCGGGCCGCUCUUCGAGGAGGAGCUGGCCUUCUGGGGCAUCGACGAGACGGACGUGGAGCCCUGCUGCUGGAUGACCUACAGGCAGCACCGCGACGCCGAGGAGGCCCUCGACACCUUCGAGACCCCCGACCUCAUCGGCGGCGACCCUGGCGACGACGAGGACCUGGCGGCCAAGAGGCUGGGCAUCGAGGACGCCGCGGGCCCGGGGGGCCCCGACGGCAAGUCUGGCCGCUGGAGGCGGCUGCAGCCCCGCAUGUGGGCGCUCUUCGAGGACCCCUACUCGUCCCGAGCCGCCAGGUUUAUUGCUUUUGCUUCUUUGUUCUUCAUCCUGGUUUCAAUCACAACUUUUUGCCUGGAGACCCACGAAGCUUUCAACAUUGUUAAAAACAAGACGGAACCAGUCAUCAAUGGCACAAGUGUUGUUCUACAGUAUGAAAUUGAAACGGAUCCUGCCUUGACAUACGUAGAAGGAGUGUGUGUGGUGUGGUUUACUUUUGAGUUUUUAGUCCGUAUUGUUUUUUCUCCCAAUAAACUUGAAUUCAUCAAAAAUCUCUUGAAUAUCAUUGACUUUGUGGCCAUCCUACCCUUCUACUUAGAGGUGGGACUCAGUGGGCUCUCAUCCAAAGCUGCUAAAGAUGUCCUUGGCUUCCUCAGGGUGGUAAGAUUUGUGCGGAUCCUGAGAAUCUUCAAACUCACCCGCCAUUUUGUAGGUCUGAGGGUGCUUGGACAUACUCUUCGAGCUAGUACUAAUGAAUUUUUGCUGCUGAUAAUCUUCCUGGCUCUGGGAGUUUUGAUAUUUGCGACUAUGAUCUACUAUGCCGAAAGAGUAGGCGCUCAACCUAACGACCCUUCAGCUAGUGAGCAUACACAGUUCAAAAACAUUCCCAUUGGGUUCUGGUGGGCUGUGGUGACCAUGACCACAUUGGGCUAUGGGGAUAUGUAUCCCCAAACAUGGUCAGGCAUGCUGGUGGGAGCCCUAUGUGCUCUGGCUGGAGUGCUGACAAUUGCCAUGCCGGUGCCUGUCAUUGUCAACAACUUUGGAAUGUACUACUCCUUGGCAAUGGCGAAGCAGAAACUUCCGAGAAAAAGAAAGAAGCACAUCCCUCCUGCCCCUCAGGCAAGCUCACCAACUUUUUGCAAGACAGAAUUAAAUAUGGCCUGCAAUAGCACACAGGGUGACACAUGCCUGGGCAAAGACAAUCGACUUCUGGAACGUAGCAGAUCAGUGUUAUCAGGUGAUGACAGUUCGGGACGUGAGCCAUCAUUAUCACCCCCAGAAAGGCUCCCCAUCAGACGCUCUAGUACCAGAGACAAAAACAGAAGAGGGGAAACAUGUUUCCUACUGACAACAGGUGAUUACGCGUGUGCUUCUGAUGGAGGGAUCAGGAAAGGAUAUGAAAAAUCCCGAAGCUUAAACAACAUAGCGGGCUUGACAGGCAAUGCUCUGAGGCUCUCUCCAGUAACAUCACCCUACAACUCUCCUUGUCCUCUGAGGCGCUCUCGAUCUCCCAUCCCAUCUAUCUUGUAAAUCAAACUGCAUCAGUCGGCUAAAUUGUAUUAAUUCGAGUACAGUCUACUCCAUCAUGGGAAUAAUUAAAUGUAGAGUUACUCCAACCUCCAUUAACACAGUACAAAUCUGCAUGACGUUUUCUGAAGUCAGAAAUGCCAUUUGGGUAGUUAUUGAAUCUUAUCCUGGCUUUAAAGAUUAUCUAAAGUAGUGGUAUUACUUCUCCAUAUUAAUUGCCCUGAUGUCCUUUUGCAAUAAAAUAACAGAUAGUAUCAGAUAUUGGCCAGUACACUAAUACAUAAACAUAUUUUCAGGGAGAUAUAUUUAAAACAGUGUGCUUCCAAAUGCUAACCACUUCACGGGACCUUCAUUUCUGUGACUUUCUACACAAUUCUGAAGAUGUCUGGGAUCCUAUCUUGCUUGCAUACCACAUGACUUCCGUCAGCUCAUUUGCAUGGACCAUCUUGUCUCUGUCACCUGAAAGUGAUGGCACAGAGUUCAGGGGACAUGGAGGGCUCGGGAUAUGUGUACUUGCAUCCAAUUGUCCUACUGAUAUGAAACUGGUCGACUGUUCUGCAUGUUGAAUGGUGGGGCAGGUGGGCAAGUUUCUCUUUGACAUUUUUUCAUUUAUUGUUUGAAAGAAAUAUUUGUCUUAAACAGCUUAAUUUCUUGAUUGAUUUACCUUUCUUCAAAAGUGCUGUAUUGGAGUUCUGAAUGUCUCUGGUUGUUUGCACACAGAUAACUACAAAGAGGUUGUCAUUACUGGUUACAUGCAAGCCGAGGCCAGAUCCCUGACUUAAUGGCUUGGGGAAGGCACAAAACAUGAGAGACAGGUAACUGUCAGCCAGGCUUGCCUUGCUGAAACAGGAAUUGCUGCUUGAUAAUUGAAUCAUUUUUUUUUAAAUCCCAGGAUUUGUCAUCAUUUUCAGAGGCAGAGCGCCAAGUAUUUCCAAAGCUCUCAUGCCUUUUUUAAACCUCCUUUAUUUCAUUUAUUAAUUUUUGUGCAAACAUCAAAGAACAUCGUUGCUCACAGGAGGCUUACUUGACCAGCCUUAAGUUUCUGACUCACAAGAAUAAUCAGAUUUUCAGUCAAUGUUUAAUCAGGUGCUUUGUCCUGAAUGUUGUUCUGUCUGUCUGUCUUAGCUCCCUGUCUUAACUGUAUAUGCCAUCUGUCUCCAUAAAGCACAGAAAUGCCUGAUAAGGUGUUCAUGAUUUUAGUACUGGGCCUUUUCCCAUCCCCUUGCCUUCCUUGCUACUUGGAACAGCUUCUCUGCUUUGUGUAUGAAUUAAGGAUGCCCGAUAGACUAAGUUAAUCGAUACUGUGAACCUUUCUGAUAAACAGAAUUUAGGCAGCAGCAAUGUUACCAUUGCAUUUGGUUGCCUGCUGAAGUGUCAGAUUCUACUGCCUACCAACCAGCAUUCAUCUCUACACUCUAAUCAAACUUCUAGGGAGUCUUAUUCAGUCCAAGUGGAAGAAAUUCUGUUUACACAUCCCCACUAAUGCAAUAGCAACAGUGUGUCUGGUGUAUUGGAUAUGUGAGGGAAGAAAAAUGCCAUAAUAUAUAUUGAGGGAUAAACCAUAUUUCUAAGGCAUUCAGGAUCAUUGAGAUUGUUGAUUAAUUUCUAAUUCUCAUGUUUAUUUUUUGUUAGGAGGACAAUUAUCACUUUUAUUCUUGGCCACGUAACUUAUAUUACUCUAGAUCCCCAAGUCCUAGAGCAUGACCUGCAUGUCAGAGACCUUGUACAGCAAUGUAUUUACCCAGACGUACCCAUCUGAUGUUUAGAGAUUCAGUGAUCCUCUUGUUAACACCACACAUAGAAAGCUAUAAUUAUUCAGAGCUCUAUGGUAAAGGAAUUAUAAUACUCUACUGUCUGGUGCUGCUGUUAUUGACUGCAGUGUUGUACAGAAUUUAGCAUGGACUUUUGAUGGCUGAAAAAGGGACAGUGGAAUUUAGCCAUAUCAAGGACUGUACUGGAAACAGGCUUCUGCUGCUGAAUGUGCCCUGAUGUAACCAGGAUGCACUUGGAAGAAGUUCCCGUGUCUUCAAGAAACAUUUAAAGCUCGUAAAAGGAUUGUGGCUGGAACUCAUUUGGUGCUGCCUGUAUGAGUGGUUUGCUUGUGGACUGGCCACUGUCCGUGAAACAAAUGUAAAUACCAACAUGUGUGUGUGGGUCAAUAAUUUUGGACAUCUCACAUCAAAGGAAGCCAAAUUCAUGAUCCACAUCUCUGAAGCUUCAAGUAUGGCCCAUACCUCUGUGAACUACCACUACUCGUGGGCCUGCGGUAGAUUGUGCUGUGAAUCACACAAGGCAGCGAUUUCGGUGUAAUAUCGGUCUGUCUUAAUUUCUCUUAUUUCCCCUUUGUUGGUUGGAUUCAUGAAUAUUGUAUCCUUUUCUUAUCAAGCACUUACGUUUUCAGCUUGUCAUAUUAUGUUGUCAAAUUUCCAGUGCCUAUUUAUUGAAACUGACCUGGUUUUAGUCACAUAGUUGUUUAGUUCUAGAAAAUCACCAUGACAAAAAGCACCAUUAUUCAUAGUUUGUCUUUUGUCAUUGUUACCUCAAUUAUAAAUAUUAUAGAAAAAUUCUGGCAAUGAGAGUAUUUUUUUACUAAAUGACCAAGGAAUAAUGUCAGUAUAUAGUAGAAUAUUAAUCAAAUUAUAUCCUAAAUUGUAUAUUUUGCAUAAGAGAGAUAUUCUUCAAUGAAUUACUUUUUGGUGAGUUUUGUGGCAAAUGAAGCUUGUAUUUGUCUUUAAAACUGUUGUGGUUGAAACUGUGUAAGAAUUCUUCAUCUUGCUUAAUCAGUAUUUCUAGGAUCUAUUAGUUCCCCUGGGAUUCUGAAUAUAACAUAUAACCUAGUUAUAAAUCUCUGUAUUGUGGACCUUUUGUGAAAAAUUCAAGGUGCAUGCACAACCUUGGUGAUAACUGUGGAAAUGUAACUCACUGAAAUGAAGAAUAAAAGACACCUA